Mesorhabditis spiculigera is the source of this 1755-nucleotide messenger RNA. Lineage: Eukaryota; Metazoa; Nematoda; Chromadorea; Rhabditida; Rhabditidae. The record is from the annotation of a GenBank genome assembly.
AUGGGACGAGGCGUCUUGGAGCAGGCCAAGAAGCGGCGCGAGACAAUACUUGCCGAGUUCGAGCUGCGCAAAAAUGACCCAGCUUUCAUGGAGAAUCUGAAAUGCAAAAACGGGAGUUGCCGGACGAGGAAGGAGUUUGGAGACACGAGCCCUUUGAAGCAGCACGGGCGGACGAAUCUGCGAUUUACCGACGGUUUUGGCGACGGCGAAGCGCGGCUUCGGGCGAUUGCCGUCCCGAAAGAUGUCAUGAAGUCGUUCCAGCAGGGCGAAAAGUUCUACUUCCGAAGCGGGGCCAAGGACCCUCUCGUGAUGUGCACCGCGAAUAGCACGUUCACGAUUCAGAAACACAUCAGACGCUGUGUUUGCGGUUGCACCACGGUCGCGCCACGGAUUUCAAAGAGUGUGAGUUUCGCGCUCCUGUCGAUUCGCGCCUGCACCUUGCCAUUCCACGCGGAAACUUCGACUGUUCGGCGGCUUUUAAAGGAAUACGAGCUCCACCACGUCGACGAUGAAGAGCUCACCGACAUCUCCGACGAUCUGAACCAUCAAAAACGUUACUCUAUUCGCCAGCUGUUACGCCAGCUGCCAAUCAGUGAGGGAGAACUGCGUGCGUUUUGCAAGCGACUACCCAUCAUCGAUGUAGACGGAAAGCUUGUCUGGAUGACACCACAAUAUUGCGCACACCUUCUCGAUGUUCUCGUCGACCUCUUUGAUGAAGACACGGCCAGCGAGGUCAACGAGCUACGGUGCCUGCAAAACAUCAUCGGUGUGAUUUUGUACAUCCGGUUGGCGUGGGUGUGUGGACAAGCUGGGAUUUUAAUGGCCCUCUUCAUCCUCCUCCUGGCCUCCUUGGUGACGAUCGUGACCACCAUCUCCACGGCCGCCAUCACCACCAACGGCGAGGUCAAAGGGGGCGGGGUUUACUACAUGAUAUCGAGGACGCUGGGCCCGGAAUUUGGGGGCUCGAUCGGGCUGCUCUUUUGCUGUGCGAAUGCGGUCGCCGCCGCACUGUACAUCGUAGGGCUAGCAGAGACCGUUGUGGAUUUUUUGCGGGAUCACAAUUGGAGCCUAUUUGACGAGACGAACGAGGUGCGCGUGAUUGGAGUUGCCACGUGCAUCAUUCUGAUGGCCAUCAUUUGCAUCGGAAUUUCUAUAGAAUCGAAGCUGCAGCAGAUAAUGCUAAUCCCAUUCACGCUGUCGAUGAUCUGCUUCAUCGCCGGCACAUUUAUACACACAGAGACCAAGGAGAAGAAGGGAUUUACCGGGUAUUCAGCCAUCACGUUCAAGGAGAAUCUCCUCCCGAGCAACAUUCUGAAGCCGAACUGCACGGGAACCUGCCAGUAUGGGUUGAUGAACGAUUAUCAGGUGAUGUCGGAGAUCUCCGCCUGGCCGCCAAUGAUCCUCAUCGGCAUCCUGGCGUCCACCCUGUCAUCAGCCCUGGCGUCGCUCGUUUCGGCCCCAAAAAUUUUUCAGGCAGUGGCUGCUGACAACCUAUUCCCCUACAUUACCUGGCUCAAAAAGGGCUACGGGGCCGAUAACGCUCCACGACGCGCCUACGCCCUCACGUUCGCGAUUACUGUGGGCAUGAUUUUGAUUGGAAAACUCGACCUAAUCGCCCCGAUCAUCUCCAACUUCUUCCUCUGCACCUAUACACUCGUCAACUACGCCUGUUUUGACGCCUCCUAUUCUAAUUCACCGGAUGUAAAUUGGGGCUCCUCUACGCAAGCCAACCACCACAAAUCGACGCUGGCUGUC